AGAAGGUUGAGUGAUUGGAGCCCCAGCGCAGCGCCUUCCUGAGUCUCUUCUGGCCCCCCUCCCAUCCAGCCCAGCACCACCAUGACACCAGGCACCCAGGCCCCUUGCUUCCUCUCGCUGCUGCUCUUCCUACAGCUUACAGCAGCCACCAGCCCUAUCCCUUCAAUGGCUUCUACAGUCUCUGACAACACAGGUCACAGCAGAAAUACUCAGCCUUUGACUACCCAAAGCACCUCAGUGCCCCACUCCAUUGACAGAAAUGAUAUGAAGAUAACCAGUAACUCACACUCUGCUGCUGAUGGCCUUUCUCCAGGCUCAACCACCUUAGCCCCGACCACAACCGGCCCUUCCUCAGGCUCAACCACCUCAGUCCCGGCCAUCAGCCCUGCCUCGGGCUCAGCCACCAGUCCAGACAACAGUGAUAGCUCAGUACUGACCACCAGCCCUGCCUCAGGCUCAACCACCUCAGUCCUGGCCACCAGCCCUGCCUCAGGCUCAGCCACCUCAGCCCUGGCCACCAGCCCUGCCUCGGAUUCAAUCACCUCCACCCGGAUCACCGGCCCUGCAUCAGGCUCAACCACCAGUCCAGGCCACAGUAACAGCUUAGCCCCAACAACCAGCCCUGCCUCAGGCUCAACCACCUCAGCCCCAGACACCAGCCCUGCCUUGGGCUCAACCACCAGUCCAGGCCACAGGAACAGCUUAGUCCCAACCACCAGCCCUGCCUCGGGCUCAACCACCUCAGCCCCGGCCACGAGCCCUGCCUUGGGCUCAACCACCAGUCCAGGCCACAGGAACACCUCAGCCCUGACCAUGAGCCCUGCCUCGGGCUCAACCAAUUUAGCCCCAGCCACCAGCCCUGCCUUAGGCUCAACCACCUCAGCCCCGGCCACUGGCCCUGCCUCAGGCUCAACUACCAGUUCAGGCCACAGUAACAGCUUAGCCCAGACAACCAGCCCUGCCUCAGGCUCAACCACCUCAGCCUCAGACACCAGCCCUGCCUUGGGCUCAACCACCAGUCCAGGCCACAGGAACAUCUCAGCCCUGACCACCAGCCCUGCCUCAGGCUCAACCACCAGUCCAGGCCACAGUGGCAGCCUAGCCCCAGCCACCAGCUCUGCCUCAGGCUCAACUACUUUAGCCUCAGCCACCAGCCCUGCCUCAGGCUCAACCACUCCAGGCCACAGUGGCAGCUCUGCCAAGACUACCACAACCCCAGCCAGCAAGGGCACUCCAUCCUCAGUUCCCAGCCACUACUCUGAUACUCCUACCACCCCUGCUACCCAUAGCAGCAGGCCUGUGGCCAGUAGCACUAGUCAUACACUACCUUACUCCUCCCCCAGUCAUACUCCUUUCCCUAUGAAGUUCUCCUUUUUCUUCCUGUCUUUUUCCAUUGUGAACCUCCAGUUUAACUCUUCCUUGGAGGAUCCCAACAGCAGUUACUACCAGAAGCUGCAGAGAAACAUCUCUGAGCUGUUUUUGCAGAUUUAUAAACAGAACUUUGUGGGCCUGUCUGAUAUCAAGUUCAGUUCAGGAUCUGUGGUGGUACAAUCAGUUCUGAUCUUACAAGAGGGUGCCACUGAUGCCUAUGAGGUGAAGAAACAGCUUCUUGACCAUGAAGCAAAAGCAGCCAGCUACAACCUGACCAUCUCAAAAGUUAGCGUGCACAGUGUGCCACUUCCUUCCUCUGCCCAGUCUGGGUCUGGGGUCCCUGGCUGGGGCAUUGCCCUGCUGGUGCUGAUCUGUAUUCUGGUGACUCUGGCUGUCAUCUAUCUCAUGGCCCUGGCUGUGUAUCAGUGUCGCCGGAAGAACUGUGGGCAGUUGGACCUCUUUCCAACCAGCGACACUUACCAUCCCAUGAGCGAGUACCCCACCUAUCACACCCACGCACGCUAUGUGCCCCCUGGCAGUACCAGACGGAGCCCCUCUGAGGAGUUUUACACAGAUACACUAACACUUCCUUGGGCAGGAGGAGCAGAGACUAGAGGGAGACAGGUCUGUGCAGGCAAUGGCGGCAGCCUGUCUUACACAAACCCAGCAGCCACAUCUGCCAACUUGUAGAGGCACGUUUUUGUGUGGAGAGUCUCUCUAACCAGUGCCCGUGCCUCCCUUCAGCACCAGAGUCCCCUCCCCAACUCCCUUCUGGGCCGGUGAGCUGGGAGUUCAGACUGGCUGCUCAAAGCUUCCCUCACAGGGCCUACCAAGAGUCUUCCAACCCCUCAGCCUGAGGAAGCCCAGCCAGGUCCCUGGGAAACAGGCCUGGGGCAGUGGUGCAGAGCAUCCCAGGAGGACCAGGCCAGAAAGCCUGCACUGGGAGUGGAAACCUGACCAUGGCUGAAUAAAAUGAGCGCCGCCUGUGUGCUAACCACCAACUUCU
Talpa occidentalis (Iberian mole) is the source of this 2377-nucleotide messenger RNA. RefSeq names its product mucin 1, cell surface associated (gene MUC1). The coding region runs from base 82 to 2061 and encodes 659 amino acids. The record is from RefSeq and is a predicted model, not a curated record. The transcript has 9 exons. NCBI's taxonomy places the organism in Eukaryota, Metazoa, Chordata, Mammalia, Eulipotyphla, Talpidae. Gene Ontology annotation, cellular component: apical plasma membrane.